AGCGGCAGAGGUCUCAGCCAAGACAGAGAUACAGUCGGUGUCGGCCUGUCCUGCGGUGGCACCACUUCCGUCAACCGCACCGUCGAGGCGGGCGACGAGAGUGAUCGGCAGCGAGGCACGAAGACACAGACUGCAUCUCUCCACCAGGCACGCAACGCAGAUCCCAUCCAUCCAUCCAUCCCACGGUCGCAUGCUGUCUGCCUUGCCCCUCUGUCUGUCUGAUUGAGUCGGUGGUCUUCAGGUGUCGGCAUCGAUGGCCCACUGAAUGCACCACUGACAAUGCAUCCAGUGCACCAUCAAUCCGGACCCAUGAGAACACAAACCACAUCAGACAGACAGACACGAGGCGGAGGCGUCAGUCAACUUGACUCCAUCCAUUUCAUCCAUUCACAUUAAUACCCAUCCGCGUAAGUACGUACGUCCCAUUCACUCAGUCGCUCGCUUACUCAGGGCGAAAAAGCCUCGCUCGCUUCUCCGAACCACCGAAAAACAUUCACACGACCAGUGACUCACUCGAAGCCUCAUUCCUGCUUGAUGGCAGUGUUAGUGUCGGUCUUGGGCUUCUUGAGGGGCAGGACGUCGCUGUCGUCAUCCUUCACGCUCACGCCACCACCACCAGCAGGAUCUCCAUCUCUAUCACCAUUCGCCGCCACCUUGUUGUCCUCAGCCAUCUUGUCGCCGCCGCCACCACCACCAUCAGCAGUCUCCUUGGCAGCCGCGCCACCCUGUUUCUGCUCGUCCGCCAUCUUGUCCUUCGAGUCAUCCGCACCACCAGUUGUGCCCUCCCCUGCACCUCUGCCACCCUCCUCCUUCACUUCCCGAGCCUCGACAGCCUUGCGUUUGUGCGGGAGGGCGCCUGGCGGUCUGGCACGCUCCCGUCGCUCUCGUGGCGGCGGGAUGGGGUCCCGAGGAGGCGAUUCGUCGUCCUGUUCGUGAGCGCCGGGCACGAGGUCGGGUAUGACGGCCUGGUAGGCUGGUCCGACGCGGAUGCGGGUGUUGCGGGCCGUCAUCCAUUGCUUGUGGGGGCGGGGAGGGGCGGGGUAGUUGAUGUCAUGAGUGGACGUGUCUGAUUUGUCCAGAGGAUCCAUCCCAAAGGCUAUCUGGAGCUGCCAAAGUGCG
Molecule: messenger RNA, 1119 nt
Organism: Vitrella brassicaformis
Lineage: Eukaryota; Vitrellaceae
Source: the annotation of a GenBank genome assembly